AUGCAUGAUUUUUUUUUUAUAUCAAUAAUCAUAUCAUGUGAAAUUCUAUCUACCAUCAAUGGCAAUCCUCGGAUAAAUCCAAAAGCAAAGUCAUGGUCUGAAACUCCCAACACAAGUCAUGAUUACCAGCGUAGGAACCAUAUUAAUUCUUCGUCAAUACCUGAUGAAAAAUGGGACUAUAUCGAAGUAAGACCUGGAGCGCAUAUGUUUUGGUGGUUUCAUGGUUACAUAGGCCAAAGCAAAUCACGUCAAGAUAUACCAUUAGUUUUAUGGAUGAAUGGCGGACCUGGUGAUUCCUCUGUUGGUCGCGGUAGUUUUUAUCAGAUUGGACCUGUGCAAAUGAAUCUAACACCUCGUCAAAAUACCUGGUUAAAGCAAGUUAACCUGCUAUUUAUAGAUUAUCCAGUUGGUGUAGGAUUCAGUUACGUUAGCUAUCCAUCGGCCUAUAGUACAACUGACGUUCAAGUAGGUCAAGAUCUCUAUCAUGUUAUAGCUGAAGUAUUAAGAAAAAUAACUGCCCUACAAAAUGUACCACUUUACAUAAUUGGUGAAUCUUAUGGAGGUAAAAUUGGUGCUAUCCUUGGCCAUCAAUUAAUUCAAGGCAAUUUAGCUGGUCAAAUUCAAUGUAAUUUUCGUGGGACUAUUUUAAGUAGUCCAUUUAUAUCACCAAUGGAUACAGCAGCAUCAUAUGGACCCUUUCUUUACGCGAUGUCAUUGAUUGAUGAUACAGAAUUAAAUCAAUUAAAUCAGCAUGUGGAAAAAAUAAAAUCCUUAAUUGCAACUGGUAAUAACAAAGAAGCAUCACGGCAAUUUUAUGUUAUGCUAUACAUAAUGCUAGAAAUGACAGCUAAUGUUAAUAUAUACUACGUGCGUAUGCAUUUUCCUAUCAACAUCUUUGCUAGAUUAGUGAAUACGGCCGAUGAAAAUAGCAGUAAUAACAAUAAUAAUCCUAGUGAAAUGUAUAAAACGAUGAAUGGACCCAUACGUAAAAAAUUAGGUAUAAUACCUGAAAAUAUUACAUUUGCUGAUUCUAAUCCUGCUGUUGGAUCAUACUUGGAUCCAAGCUUCGUUACCGAAGUUACAGAAUACGUCGAUCAUCUAUUAGCAGCCAACGUAUCUGUCAUGAUAGUCAACGGCCAGUUUGAUGGUAUUGUUAAUAUAUUAAGUUACCAAAAAUGGUUGAAAAAGCUGAAAUGGAGUCAUUUAAAUCAAUUCUCGAAUACCCAAAAAUUACCUGUUUAUGAUUCGAACGAACGUAUAGUUGGAUAUAAGCAAAGCUAUAAAAAUUUAGAAUACUGUACUAUAUUAGAUACUGGACAUUCACCAACAUUAAGGAUCCCUUAUAAAUUAAUGGAGCCAUUUCAACCUGGUUUGACUUAA
Trichoplax adhaerens is the source of this 1380-nucleotide messenger RNA. RefSeq lists its product as uncharacterized. The transcript has a single exon. Gene Ontology annotation, molecular function: serine-type carboxypeptidase activity. Bases 1 to 1380 code for a protein of 459 amino acids. The record is from RefSeq and is a predicted model, not a curated record. Lineage: Eukaryota; Metazoa; Placozoa; Uniplacotomia; Trichoplacea; Trichoplacidae. Gene Ontology annotation, biological process: proteolysis.